UGGUAAUGGUAAUGGUAAUGGUAAUGGUAAAUGGUAUAUCCAAUGUGGAUAUGUCCGAGAGAGUUAGUAUACAUAAGGCGGGUGGUAGUGUAGGGGAAGUUUUAUUAAUAUUAGGUACCUUCCUCUCUUUGAUAUCAUCGAUUUCCAUUUCCAUUUCAUUCAUCACCAUCAUGACUACUGCUUCUGCUUCUGCUUCUGCUUCUUUCCUUCUAACCAAAUCUGCAUCAUCCAUAAACAAGAUGAACCACUCUCAUAUCAAGAUCAAUCCACCAAGCUUCCCACUCAAUCUAAAUCCUCGCCGUAGAAUGCAUCUUUCUUCAUCCACAAAGCCUCUUGUUGUUCGAGCUACAUCUAGUGAUGGUGGAAGGCCCAGCCAUGCUAGCGUCUUUGUUGGUGGCUUUAUCUUGGGAGGAUUAAUCGUUGGCACACUCGGCUGUGUGUAUGCACCUCAGAUCAGCAAUGCUAUAUCUGGAACUGACAGGAAGGAGUUAAUGAGAAAACUGCCAAAGUUUAUAUAUGAUGAAGAAAAGGCUUUAGAGAAAACACGGAAAGUACUGGCUAAUAAGAUUGAACAAUUGAACGCUGCUAUAGAUGAAAUUUCUUCUCAGCUUCGAUCAGGGGAGACCCCAAAUGGGGUAGCAGUGAACUCUGAUGAAAUUGAAGCUACCACAUGAGACUGUUACUGUGAUGUUGGCCAUUACAUUGUUCAUUGGAAAUAUCGGUGGUACAAAAUCCAUUUUGAAUUUCUUGUAAUAUCUUGCCAUUUCUUCAUAUAGUAAUAAACAAAGUUGAUGGCAGCCUCUACUAGGUAAAUUUGUCAUUUCGAUUGGAGGUUUCUUGUGCUCUAUUUCUGUCAGUACUUAUUUUUUCUUUUUCUUUUUUUAGUGACAGAAUAUGGAAAUAACUAUUAGUAAACCGUUUCUGGAUUGUAUCGUUUUAAUAAUCAGUGCUAAAUUGCUUAGACAGUAAACAAUAUCACUUUGGAUUCUCCAUAUAGGAUGUUGUCACUUUUACAGCAAACAUGAAAUAGAUGAUAA
Molecule: messenger RNA, 1037 nt
Organism: Cicer arietinum (chickpea)
Lineage: Eukaryota; Viridiplantae; Streptophyta; Magnoliopsida; Fabales; Fabaceae
Cellular component (GO): chloroplast inner membrane; chloroplast thylakoid membrane
Source: RefSeq, a predicted model, not a curated record